Messenger RNA from Funneliformis caledonium, 963 nucleotides. The record is from the annotation of a GenBank genome assembly. Lineage: Eukaryota; Fungi; Glomeromycota; Glomeromycetes; Glomerales; Glomeraceae.
AUGUCUAAUAACGAAGAAUUGGCGAUUGAAGUUCAAAACCUUUCUUUCAACUACGGUGGACCACCAAUUUUGAAAGACGUGAAUUUGAAAUUGCACAAGGGAACUCGCUGUUUAUUAGUUGGCGCCAAUGGAGCUGGGAAAUCCACUUUAUUGACGAUCCUGGCAGGGAAGAGAAUGGUUCGAGAUAAGGUGUUGAUUUUUGGAAGGGAUUCAUUUAAAAAUCCUCCACCCGGAAUUACUUACCUUGGUACCGAAUGGGCGAACAAUCCCAUUGUCAGGGGUGAUGUUCAAGUCUCCACCCUCCUAUCCAACAUGAAUGGUGAUAAGUAUCCUGAGAGAGUGAAUGAAUUAAUUCAAAUUAUGGACAUUAAUCCAAAUUGGCGAAUGCAUCAAGUAUCCGAUGGUCAAAGACGUAGGGUACAACUCGUUUUAGGAUUAAUUGAACCUUGGAUUUUAUUGCUUAUGGAUGAAGUUACCGUUGAUUUGGAUGUUUUGGUACGUUCUGAUCUGUUGGAAUUUUUGAAAAAAGAAACAGAAAGGAGAAAUGCUACUAUCGUUUACGCAACUCAUAUUUUCGAUGGACUUGGAGACUGGCCUACUCAUGUAACUCAUAUAAAACGCGGAUCAAUCGUAGCACUUCAUGAUUUUAAUACAAACUUUACGGAAUUGGAUGAUAUGAUAUCUCAAUUACGCCAAUUAAAUGACGCGCAAACCAUAAAUUCCAAUUUGAUACGUUCACAAUCACGUAGAAAUAUGGACUCUCCACUUUUAAAGGUUGUUGAAAAAUGGUUAAGAGAAGAUUUGAGAGAAAUUAGAUUACUUCAAGCCGAAGAAAGGAAAAAAUCCGAGCACGAAAGAGAUAAAAUUUUAUUAAAUGAAGAAAAACCAACGACUAAAUGGGACAUCUUAUCAGACAAUAUGGAUAAGCAUGGCGAUAAAUAUUAUAAUUAUUGGAAUCGUUAA